Haliotis rubra (blacklip abalone) is the source of this 728-nucleotide messenger RNA. RefSeq names its product succinate dehydrogenase assembly factor 3, mitochondrial-like. Lineage: Eukaryota; Metazoa; Mollusca; Gastropoda; Lepetellida; Haliotidae. The record is from RefSeq and is a predicted model, not a curated record. Gene Ontology annotation, biological process: mitochondrial respiratory chain complex II assembly; succinate metabolic process. The transcript has 2 exons. Gene Ontology annotation, cellular component: mitochondrial intermembrane space; mitochondrion. Bases 295 to 639 code for a protein of 114 amino acids.
UUCGUAGAGCAUCAUGCGAAUUUGACCUCUAGCAGACAGCAUGUAUUGAUGUAGGGAGAAGGUACUGUCCUCAGCUCAAUGUGUACAUUAUUGUCAUUCUCUAAAGCGUUUAACAUGAUAGUUCUCAAAACGCAUUUAGGUGUAUCUUGCUAAAGCGUAUUUUAUUUCGAAAGUGACUCGCAUUUCGAGAGAGCAUUGCAUGUUGCACUGGGCACCUUUCAAUCUUGACUCGAGAUUGUUGUGUAACUUUUAGACUGAUCACAAUAUUUUCUACAAAUCGAAGUGUUGAUAACAAUGGCGACACCCAUCAGCCAUGUAUCUAGGGUACGUGCUUUAUAUAAAGGCAUCUUAAAGCUCCAUAGAGGUCUUCCUCUAGAAAUGAAAGCGAUUGGGGACCAGUAUGUGAAAUCGGAAUUCAGACUACACAAGAGUGCUCCACAUCAAGAGACAAAGAUCUUCAUGUCAGAGUGGACAAAAUACUACAUAACAUUGGCAAAGCAGCUUGGUCAACGGAAACAGAUACAGACGAUUGGUGUUGAACUUUCUGAGGAAUUGAUGGAUAAUUUCCGAGAGGAACAAAUUGGACAGUUGAUGGAACUACUGAAAGAGUCGCAUAAACCAAUGAAAGAAGGGAGCUAGCAUUGACGGGGAAAUUGUGUGUGUCUGUCCUUGGUGGAAUUUAAAUAGGGAUGUGUAAACUGAAAUGAACUAAUAAACUUUUAUAGCUU